Molecule: messenger RNA, 4419 nt
Organism: Colossoma macropomum (tambaqui)
Lineage: Eukaryota; Metazoa; Chordata; Actinopteri; Characiformes; Serrasalmidae
Gene: adora2b
Product: adenosine A2b receptor
Exons: 3
Coding region: 256-1314 (352 amino acids)
Biological process (GO): G protein-coupled adenosine receptor signaling pathway; adenylate cyclase-activating G protein-coupled receptor signaling pathway; vasodilation
Cellular component (GO): membrane
Molecular function (GO): G protein-coupled adenosine receptor activity
Source: RefSeq, a predicted model, not a curated record
UCUUAACGUGGGUGCUUGAAGAGCCAUGUGUGCGUCGCGCUCACUGUGGCUGAAGUUUGUCUGCUCGGCGCUGCUGCCGCUCAUUACAGCAGGAACACGGCGCUUCACACACUGAGGAUGGCAGUUUGCGCAAACCACGUUGGGAAAGUGGCGGACAGCUGUUGCAGAAGGCGGCGAUCUUCACUGCCCGCGGCGUCCUGAAGGCUCCUCUCCGGCGGUGACUCUCUCUCUCUCUCCCUGCACUUCUUCGCUAAGAUGAAUACGGUCUACAUCGCCAUUGAAUUGAUCAUCGCCGUUUUGUCGAUAGCGGGCAACGUGCUGGUGUGUUGGGCCGUAUCCAUCAACUCCACUCUCAAAAACGCCACCAAUUACUUUCUGGUGUCGCUGGCCGUGGCCGAUAUCCUGGUGGGCUGCCUCGCCAUCCCCUUCGCCAUCACCAUCAGCAUCGGACUCUGCUCGGACUUUUACGGAUGCCUUUUCCUGGCCUGUUUCGUGCUGGUUCUCACUCAGAGCUCCAUCUUCAGCCUGUUGGCGGUGGCCAUCGACCGAUAUUUGGCCGUCAAAAUUCCUCUAAGGUAUAAAGAGCUGGUCACAGGAAAGAGGGCAAGAGAGAUCAUCACCAUCUUAUGGAUUCUGUCCUUUAUCAUUGGCCUCAUCCCAUUCGCAGGCUGGAACAAAAAAGGCAGCGCCUGCAGUAGAAUCUACAACGAGUGUGUUCCGUUCGAAAACUUCACCUCCAGUAAUGGAGAGGGAUUGGCGACAGAGUGGGGCUUCUUUCAGAGCUGCCAACUCCCGUGCCAAUUCGAAAACGUGGUGGACAUGCGCUACAUGGUCUACUUCAACUUCUUCGGCUGUGUGCUGCUACCCUUGCUCAUCAUGUUGGGCAUCUACGUCAAAAUAUUCACGGUGGCACGCAAGCAGCUCCGGCAGAUUGAACUCAGGAGCACAGUGGGGAACGGCGAGAGCCACCACCACGGGCUGCUGCAGCGUGAAAUUCGCGCUGCCAAAUCUUUGUCCUUCAUCGUGGGGUUGUUUGCCCUUUGCUGGCUACCCGUACACAUCCUUAACUGCCUUACGCUCUUCACCGAGCUAAACAAGCCUGACUUUGUCAUGUACGUGGCCAUUAUCCUCUCACAUGCCAACUCAGCCGUCAACCCCAUUAUCUACGCCUACCGCAUCAGAGAGUUCAGGCACACCUUCCGCAAGAUCAUAGCACGCCACUUCCUGUGCCGACGGGACGAGAUAUACCUUAGCUCCAAUGGGAGCAGCCGAAAAACAGACCAAGUAAACAUGACCAUUGAUCCCCUGUUAUAGCCACGGGGAUCUAUAUAUGUUAUUUUAGUCUAACUUAUUUUAACCGUAUCCUUAGUCAGUCAUUCAAAAGAUUUAUGGUGUACUGUCACCAUACGUUUAUAUGAGGAGCAAUGUUUACUGACCAGAGAAUAGCUGCAAAAUAUCUGACGGGGGUAUUGAGGAAUAUGCCCAGAAUGUGGACCACCAGGCUAUUUAUAAGGACAAAAAAGGACCCUUUAUUAUAGAAGGAGGCCAAUAUGCUCUUUUAUCACUACAACGCCAGUGGAAAUACAGGAGUUCCUUAUCUUCAAUCUGACAAACUAACAAGCUUGAACAAACUUUACACUUCAUUCCAAGCCUUAACAGACAGAUGUCUGAAACAAACCAGUCAAAAUGCCUCUAAACUUGGUUUAAGAGUUGACUCGUGGCCCUGGACAGAUUCAGCCACGUUGGGUCAUGUCGGGUUGGUAAUAAACAUACCAUAGAAAGCAGAAAUAUCUGGAAAGCACCAAUGUUUAUGGUGUGGCAUCACCAGUAGCUCAUCUUGAAGGAACUGACACGACUUGUGAACAACCCUGAGGAACAAUGCACAGCCAGAUGGAACAUAAACCAAUCACACUGUCAUGGUGAAAGGUAUAAUGGAGGGGGUUUUAACACCUGACUUGUGACUUUUAUUUUUGAAGUGCCAUGUUUGAAUUUUUAAGACCUUUUUAAUCAAUCUUCACAAUUUAGAAGGUUGCUUUAGAAAGCUCAGGAAAACCACAGAGGGAGGGUAGGCAGACAUGAAGUGUCUUGAGGAAAUUCAUUGAAGUUCAAAGAAAAUCAAGCUGUGGUCCGUUGAGAAAGAUAACAGUAAGUAAAUUGUUGAUUGUUAGAGAGAGAAUUUUAUACAUCAGGCAGUUCUUCUGUUCCUGGAAUCCGCCAGUAUUGUGGAUAAACUGUUCCCAUGUUCUGUUGCUCAUGAGUGACUUCGUAAGACUCUAGGAAUAAGCUGCUUUGCAGGACACAAAAAGCAAAUUUCCACAUUUGCGAGUGGCACUUUUAGCUGAACCGUUACACAUGCGCUUAUUUUUCUCUGUCUCUCUUGCACACACUGAGUGGCCCCAGCUGCACUGGUGCCGGACUUGCAGGGGAUUUGGUGUUUUCUCUUUCUGCGGGUGCGUCACUGCCCCCAGGGACCCGGUUUGUCAUUGAAUGUUCAACUGCGACAAACUAUACAGGCCAAAAGCAGAGAGCCUGGAGCAGAGAGUGUCUGCAGCACAGAGCUGUAGAGUGUCACCUCUGAUCCAGGCUAGGAGUUGGCUGCCACUUGAACACGUUCUACUGUUGAUACUGUGUAUCUUUAGUCACUGCUUGCUGCGCCCCCCUUAUACUAUGCCCCAGUUGAUCAAAAUUCAGACUGCUCAGAGAUAUCAUAUACCAAGUAACAAUGCCCGUUCUGUUAAAAGCUAUGACUAUUUGAGUCGAAGGCAUUUGAGAAUGUAAUUACGACGUGAAUAAGCGCUUUGAUGGGACUGAACACUGACAGACCUAAAUGUUAUCUCACUUUCAUCGUAGGCUAGCAAUUUGCUUUGCAUAUUUGAUGAAUGGGAGUCUUUUAUUAUUAAAAGCAGACAAUUACUGCACAUUAGGGUGUGAAAGAACAUCAGCAUUCUUUUUCGGGAGGUCUGAAGUUCAACACAAAACAUCAACCACACCACUACUUCUGAAUUGCACUGAGUGUUUUCAGGCCCACUUCAAAAGGGAGCUGAUUAAAAGCAGUUCCUUGGCUUUUCACAGCACAUUACUUAAUAGCUCUGUAAUGAUCAGAAUGCCCGAUUCUUUUUUAACAGCACACUGACAAACACUUGCCUUUUCCAGCUUUAAUAAAUCUAUCACUCUCUUAGGCUGCAAAUGGUCAGAUGUGUCUGGCUGAGCUAGGCCACGGCACUGAUGUGUGGUCGGACAUGUUCUCGUCAGAUAUGAAAAACUGACUGUAUGCGCUAGAGCAAUGGCAGAUGGGGCUGUGGUAAAAGUAGCUUCAUCGAGCGAAAGCUGGUGCUUUUGGAGGGGGUGAGGCAGAUAAACAUGAAGAGGCAGAAUUUGAGUAGCUCUGUAGGUUCUAAACAAAAUACAAAUACAUUUGUUUCAUUACUACUUCUAAAGGGCUAAACUGCAGGAGUGUGCCAAAUUUACUGGACAUUCCCAUGGAGACCAAUCUGUACUGCACUGUACUGGUGUUACUGUCAUUUUAUUCCUUUAGUAAUCUAUUUUUAAUUUGGUGAACACAGUGAAUAGGAAAAAGCCUUCCAGUUAAUUUCAAGCAUAACUACUCAGUUAAGUAAAAGAUCUUCUCUAGCUCUAACAAUCAUGCCCUUGGAAGAGAGCAAGAAGGGGGAAAAUACUUUUUUCCAGGUGUAAUUCUGACACGUGCUACAGGAUUUGCCACUAAUCAGCAUAUACUGUGGUUCACAAUUGUUGUUCAGUGCUUUUAAGUGUUGAAGUGUUACCACAGUGAAUUUGUCAGCUGUGUACUGUUAUUUAACAUGAUUCUGUAUGUUUGGUGACAUUUUGUAAAUAAAAGUUGUUUUAUAUAAAAAAUUAGCCCCUUGAUUGCUUUAAAUGGAAUAAAAAUGAUAUUAUGUGGCCUGAAAAAUCUUAAACCAUUAAUAUAUUUAUUGUGUUCUGACAGUAACUAGUUCAAUGUGUUGGCAGGCUUCCUUCAAACAAACACAAGCACUGCUGUGGUAAAGAAGCCAAAGCCAAAGAGAACAGGCCAGGCGCUAGCAGUCAAUGAAGGAAAAAAAGCAUGUCAAGUGGUUUCCAAAAAACACAUAUGAUUGAAAAUUAAACCACUGCUGUUAACCUGGCUAUGUUCUCUGACUAAACACUUUGUGUAGCUUCCACAGCAUGCAUGACACAACAUACUGUCUGAUAAAAAGAUUUGCAGAAUAAAAGGCCUUGAACUGCUCAUGCAAAUGCUAAAAAUACUGAAAUUUUUUUUGUUUGUUGUACAGGGUGCUGACCCUUCGAAUAAAAGGAAGCUACAUAUGGCAGAUGCUCAAUGAACAGAUGUACAAUCUCUGGAAACCGAUUAAAUGAGUUCACUCACUCACACAAAACUGGUCGCCUGGGAUACAUUUGUGU